AUGGCCAGUAAUAGCGAAUCCUACGAAGAAGAGCAUGUCCACAAGGUCUACCAGGAAAUUGCACCACAUUUUUCAUCAACUCGAUAUAAACCGUGGCCAAUUGUCGAGAGGUUCUUGAAAGAUAUUUCCAGUGGCUCUAUCGGCCUAGAUGUCGGAUGUGGCAAUGGGAAAUAUUUGAAAGUGAAUUCCAAUAUAUUUAUCAUAGCCUCAGACAGAUCUGAGGCUUUGACUAAAUUCGCAAGACAACAUCAACCACACUCAGCGAUCAUAGCAGACACUCUGAGUCUGCCUCAUCCGGAUGGUUGCUUUGAUUUUGCAAUUUCAAUCGCGGUGAUACACCAUCUAUCCCUUCCAGAGCGCAGGAUAAGGGCAAUAGCUGCCAUUUUAAAUACCCUAAAACCGCCAGCCCUAGAAGAUCCAAAUGGUGGGAAAGUGCUUAUCUACGUCUGGGCCUUAGAGCAAAAGGAUAGCCGGCGUGGCUGGGAUGCAGAUCAUGAACAGGAUGUAAUGGUACCCUGGGUCUUGAAAACCAAUGAGGGAAAAGCAAAGAAUACAAAAGCUAGAGGCAUGAAUAAGGCUGAGUCGCUUGAAAUCUCUGCGGGUGAAGCUGGCAAGACAACAGAGCCAGAGAAGAAACCAGAACCGACUACCUACCUCAGAUAUUAUCACCUUUACCGAGAAGGGGAAUUGGAAAAUAAUAUUGCUGCUGCCGGAGGAAGAGUUUUGGAGUCUGGAUACGAGAAAGAUAAUUGGUGGGCGAUCGCAUGCCCAUUGCCACGGACAUAA
This is a messenger RNA of Trichophyton rubrum CBS 118892, 786 nucleotides long. RefSeq names its product tRNA (carboxymethyluridine(34)-5-O)-methyltransferase. The record is from RefSeq and is a predicted model, not a curated record. The transcript is spliced from 3 exons. Gene Ontology annotation, biological process: tRNA wobble uridine modification. Gene Ontology annotation, molecular function: S-adenosylmethionine-dependent methyltransferase activity; tRNA binding. Lineage: Eukaryota; Fungi; Ascomycota; Eurotiomycetes; Onygenales; Arthrodermataceae. Bases 1 to 786 code for a protein of 261 amino acids. Gene Ontology annotation, cellular component: cytoplasm; nucleus.